CAGUGAGCUAUAUCCCCAGUCCCCUAGGGUAUUGUUUAAACAUUACAGUUUGAAAUAGAGAAGGUGAAGUAGUCUUGUGAGUUUUAAAAAAUGGUUUCUGAAUAAAGUUGGUUAAUUUAGGAUGUGAUAAAUGGUAGUGCCACUGUAAAAGUAAUGUGUGUGUUUGUUUUUUUAGGAAAUCAUGAAUCAGGCAGAUAAAAAUCAACAAGAGAUCCCAUCCUACCUUAGUGAUGAGCCACCAGAAGGUUCCAUGAAGGAUCAUCCGCAGCAGCAGCCAGGCAUGCUGUCCCGUGUGACUGGGGGUAUCUUCAGUGUUACCAAGGGUGCUGUCGGUGCCACCAUUGGCGGUGUGGCUUGGAUUGGUGGAAAGAGUCUGGAGGUGACCAAAACAGCUGUUACAACAGUGCCUUCCAUGGGAAUAGGGCUGGUGAGAGGGGGCGUGUCUGCUGUGGCUGGAGGUGUCACAGCGGUAGGGUCUGCCGUUGUCAACAAAGUGCCCUUGACGGGAAAGAAGAAAGACAAGUCUGACUAAGCUAUGGAGGUACACUUGCUUUCCACUGCACUCUGAUGCCAGUGGCACCGAGUCACUACGUUACGGACUACAAUGUCAUCACCUGUUCCGGAUGAUUAUCUUCUGACUGCUGUGUUGAAAGUAUUGCUGACUGGCUUUCAGCUAG
Molecule: messenger RNA, 677 nt
Organism: Octodon degus (degu)
Lineage: Eukaryota; Metazoa; Chordata; Mammalia; Rodentia; Octodontidae
Gene: Tmem263
Product: transmembrane protein 263
Exons: 2
Coding region: 182-532 (116 amino acids)
Source: RefSeq, a predicted model, not a curated record